Molecule: messenger RNA, 2729 nt
Organism: Aspergillus versicolor CBS 583.65
Lineage: Eukaryota; Fungi; Ascomycota; Eurotiomycetes; Eurotiales; Aspergillaceae
Exons: 4
Coding region: 303-2471 (722 amino acids)
Source: RefSeq, a predicted model, not a curated record
UUCCCGAUCGGGAGAUUUCUUGGCGUGCCCCAAUGCCUAUGAGUCUCAACUUCAACUACUUCUCACGUUUCUCUCAUUUCAUUUAGCCUUUAUUUGCUCUCUUCUUGUAUUCACCUCUGGUUCAUCGUCAUUUAUUCUGACACUGGAUAGCCCUCCCUCCUGUCAAUGAAGAAUCCCCGUUCAAAUCCCCGUUCAAGUCUCCGAGAAAAACGGGUGCCCGCUAUGGAGGUUCAAUCGUCCCAGAAUCCCCUGGUGACACUACCAACAUUUCGGGAACAACCUUUGUCCAGCUUGAGUCGGGAAUGGACCUUGAUCCGGAAAUGAUGCUAGAGGUUAUUCCUGAUCUUGAGCGGGCGGGCAAAACCGUCCUGGAGUUCCUCGCUCCGAGAACGGCGACUCCGGUGGUGAUCGUGAAUAAAGCCAAAACGCUCAGUGAUCCCAGAAACACCCAAAGUAGACGCCUUCGCCGCUUGACGACAAACCUGGAUAAUGAAAUACAGCACUUUGGGAGUCAAACUUAUAUUGAUGUUGGAGACAUUAGUCAUCUGUUCGCUUUUACCCUUGGAGGCAGACGGGGUGAAUUCAAUGACUGGGGACCAGAACCCAUCGUGCAAAUGGCCAACUGCGCACGCUUUGCAGUUGAGAUACUUCUGGCCGGUACUAGUACAAACUCCCAGAGGCGGGCAAUACAGAAUAUCGAGAAUCUAUUCCCGCUGCCUUUUAUGACCCGCCUGGUUGGCGCUGAACAAGAAAAAGCGGCCGGUGAAAGUUCCUUGGAGAAAGAGACCUUUGAGCUUGGUUUAGAGAUUCGAAAGCAGUCCCUGAUCCUGCAAUUGGAAGAAAACCAUGGUAAGCCUGGGUUCAGCGCUAAGAACGCCGUUAGAAUGUGCUUCUUUACAGGAUUGUCUCGCAAAUCUCCACCGCGUGGAUUUAAUUUGCCAAAUUUCGGUGGUUCUGACGGUGCACUUCCCGAGCAAUAUCGAGGUUUCGUUGAGAAUCUCUACAACGAGAUCCUUCUGUCAGACACUGAGGAUGGCAUUGACGUUGAGGAAUUGCGAGGUUCAUACCUUUGGAAAAGGUUUGUCCUCGCGGCAGCAGGGUGGGUCCGCAAGAGGACAGAAGAAAUCGACGAGGAAUUGCAAAAGCGCAUGACUGCGCAAGAAGUCCACGACGCAUUUUUUAAUUCAAAGCACCCUAGCUUUGCCAGCACCUUGGGGGCUUCAGAAGCGGAGCCAAGCGGUGAGACGCAAGAGGACGAACUAGAAACCACGCAUCAACAGAGCGUUGAACAGCAAACUACUGAAGUGCCGGAGCAGCAGCAGCAGCAACCUAAAUCACUAACUGUCCAAGGGGAUGCGGAGCGGAGACGGUCUUCCAGACCCUCAUAUUUGAACGCUCUCUCUAUUCAACGCAUCACACAAAGACACGAUCGACUCCGUACUGGGGCAUCUGGAAAUUCCCGAAAAUCCGACAUUGUCCACCCAGUCUCUCGAACAGUGAACGAGCAGCCUACUUCCAUCCGUCGCCGAAGCUCUUCAGAUCUUCCCUCGAGCCGCCCAGCCCAGCAAAAUGUGCCUCACGAGGUUCCGCAGUCGUUCGACGAUGUCUCUCCUACUUUGGGACCUGACGAGGACAUCACUUUCGAGGAUGAUUCACAACUCGCCAUCGGGAACGAGGACCCUCAAAUAGAGAGGUCUCGCAGCCCCGCUCCUAUCCCCAGGAGCAGAGCGCCUUGGAGUCAGGGAUCUGGUACUAGGAAUCAAGGCUCAGGUGAAAUGACACUGACCCAACGCAUAUGGGAAGCAACCAAGACCGGACCCGGUCGUAGUGCUGCUACACGGUUUAUUGACCGACAACACGACGCUGCGCGAGUUUCCCCGAUUCGAGACAGUGACUCUGAUAGUGCAGUGAGACGCGUUGAACAGCGUGCAUCUCGCAAGCGUGCGCGGCGAUCAUCCGAGUCCGAGUCCGAGCCCGAAGUUGGUCCAAGCUAUUUUGAUUACGACAGACGCUCGGUUGAUCUCGAAAGCCGACGAAGGGAGAAACCACAAGAAUCGAGACGCAAGCGUGCACGGGUGGAGGAACCAGAAACUCAAGGUGACGCCAAUGUUGACACCAACGAAGAAGAAGCCCCAAGUCCAGAACCUCCAAGACAACGCACUGUGCCCAGCUCUCAGCCCACCGCCAGAGUACGAUGGACGGAAGAGGAGGACAAGAGACUACUACGUUUGAUGAAAGAUCACUCCAACAGCUGGGCAGUGAUCGAGAGACAGAACCAGGCACAGCCGCCGAGGGAGGGCGAAGUGCGAAUUGAGGGACGAGACCAGGGGGCGCUCAAGGACCGUGCUCGGAAUAUCAAGAUUGCAUACUAUCGCGACGGAAUCGAAAUUCCUCCGUACCUCCAGCCCGUGACGAUGAAGAAGAAGGAUUAUGAGAGGCUUGAAGCACGGGGGAUUGUUGUACCCCGAUGAUUGGUAUUAUGAACGAAUUAUGCAUUGCAGCAAGAUACCCCAGCUUGUUGACGUUAUGACUCAAUACAUUCUUAUUAUUCUCGUCUAUGAAACUACUAUACAUGAGCCUCGAGUACGGCAAAGCGAUUGUGGUAUCUAAUAAUCAAAUGUCCUGCCUACAAGCGUAGGUAGGUAGAGUAAAUAAUACUACUACUACUAGUAGUCGGUAUAGUAAGAAGUAACAAAUGUUCCGGACCGAAGUGUAGGCCCUGAUCUGAC